Cylas formicarius (sweet potato weevil) is the source of this 1807-nucleotide messenger RNA. RefSeq names its product major facilitator superfamily domain-containing protein 10 (gene rtet). The record is from RefSeq and is a predicted model, not a curated record. Lineage: Eukaryota; Metazoa; Arthropoda; Insecta; Coleoptera; Brentidae. The transcript is spliced from 6 exons. The coding region runs from base 286 to 1617 and encodes 443 amino acids. Gene Ontology annotation, biological process: transmembrane transport. Gene Ontology annotation, cellular component: brush border membrane. Gene Ontology annotation, molecular function: transmembrane transporter activity.
CUUUUUUCUAACUUGGAUAUCAACAAAAAUUAUACAUUUUUUUCAAAUGAUGGCAAUUCGUGCUUUUACAGUGUUGCUGCAUAGGAGUCCAUAGGAGCUGUCCUUGAAAUUAUAAUUGUACAAUGUAUACUUUCACUUCCAAAUUUUUAACCUAUAAGCACAAACAUGUGAGUGGCUAAGUGGACAUUUUUUUAUCUAAAGUACCGAGUUACCAUUUAAGUGGAAUAGCUCUCUUAAAAAAAAAUGAGGUAACAAAUAAAGCAGUUUCACUCCUGAACUUCGAAGAUGGCUAACAAAAUUGAAAAAGUUAAUCCUACUGUCUAUGUAGUCUUCAUAUCUCUUUUGCUAGACUUGCUGGCGUUUACUAUAAUAUUGCCAUUGUUACCAUCGUUGUUAGAUUACUACAGGGAAAAUGAUUCGUCUGGGUUGUAUUCAUGGCUCUCAAGUAAAGUCUACGGUUUUCAAAAGCUCGUUGGGGCCCCAGAAAAAUUCAAUUCCGUGCUAUUUGGCGGUUUUCUGGGCUCAAUGUUUAGCUUUUUACAGUUCGUUGCCUCUCCUAUUGUGGGAGGUAUUUCCGAUAUCGUUGGUAGAAAGCCGGUAAUGAUUUUUUGUUUGGGAGGAUUGGUACUUUCCUAUGUGGUAUGGGCUUUAGCUACCAACUUGUGGUUUUUUAUUAUUGCCCGGUUCAUUGGUGGAAUAAGUAAAGGCAAUGUCUCUCUUAGCAUGGCAAUUGUAACUGAUGUAUCAUCAAUGAAAACACGUGGAAAAGGAAUGGCACUUGUCGGUAUAGCAUUCUCCCUUGGUUUCAUUGUAGGACCAAUGAUUGGUGCUGGAUUCACCGUCUGGGCUACAAAAAGAACUGGAAACUGGUUUGUUGCACCUGCCUUGUUUUCCACCUUUCUUGCAUUAGCAGAUUUGCUAUACUUCAUGUUUUUUUUUCAAGAAUCGCUUCCAAAGGAAAAGAGAGCCAAAAAUAUAACAGCAAUACUUAGAAAUAUCAAAGUUUUAAUAUACAUGAAAGAUUUAUUCCAUUUUACCGCUGUUAGUAGCCUUAAAUCUAAAGAUAUCACGGAACUUAGAAGACUGGGAAAAGUGUAUUUUGUAUAUUUAUUUAUUUAUAGUGGCUUAGAAUUUACUUUAACAUUCCUAACACAUCACGUUUUUAAUUAUAAUGCAAUGCAACAGGGCUGGAUGUUUUUUGCCAUUGGUGUAACAAUGGCCCUACUCCAGGGAGGUUUCGUAAGGAAAAUUCCCCCCCAUAAAACGAAGGGUACUGCCAUUUUGGGAUUGUGGAUAAUAAUCCCCUCCUAUGUAUGUGUUGGUUUAGCUGUUGGACCUAUUAUGCUUUACAUUGGGCUCUUCUUAUAUGCAGUUUCCACAGCUAUGGUUGUUCCGUGUAUGACAACCUUGGCUUCAGAAUAUGGAAGUGAACAGCAGAAAGGAACCGUGAUGGGCAUUUUCAGAUCACUUGGAGCUUUGGCCAGAGCGUUAGGUCCUAUUUUUGCUAGUAUAUCAUUCUGGAGCAUAGGUUACAAAUUUACUUAUCUAAUAGGAUCUGUUUUAUUGUUAUGGCCGGUUCUGACAUUAAAAAGGUCACCGUCAGCAAAAGGAAAAUAAUGCAGGCCUGAAGACUAGCCCAUUAUUAAUUCAAAACAUAAUUUUACUAACCAGUUCAUAUUAUUGAUAAUCAAACAUCAGUAUUGUCUCACACCUUUAACAUUGAAUAAAGUUUUUAUAAAAGCUAUGAUUUUUACUAUAAAUCUAAUACGACGCUGGCAAAACUUGGCGCCCAACAAUGGGUGGUUUA